GGGGGAGGCUAAGGCGGGUGGGCGGCUCCGGGCGGCGGGACGAGGUGUGCGGCUGGCGGUGGCUGUGGACUGUUUGGCUUCCCCAGUCCUGCUGCCGGCUGACAGGGAAUUGGUGCGGGCUCCCCGGGGUGGCGGCGCACCAAUCUGGAGGAGAGGGCGGGAAAAGCUUUAGCUCUUACCAACUUUCUCCUCAGACUCCGUGCCCUGCCUGGCUGCUCUCUGAGCCCCGUGCGUCAAGCCGCCUGGCUGGCGGGAAAUGAGUAGCUGGGACGACCUUUAUCCACUCCCAAUGCCGCCCUCCUGGGUACCGGGCGCUGCCGCCGGGAUUGUUUCCUUGCACUUCAUCCAGAAACUCUUCUUCCCUUACUUCUGGGUUGACCUGAGAUACCUGCUGAAAGUACUGGUGUAUGGGCUGAGAGUGGAGAUGUACCGGCUGCAAGGGAGGAUUGUCACCGUCCUGGACAAGUUUGUGAAGCUGGCUGAGAAUCAGCCGCACAAGCCGUUCCUCAUCUACGAAGGGAAGGUGCACACCUACCGGGAUGUGGACAGGAGGAGUAACAGAGUAGCGCAGGUCUUCCUACACCACGGGGUUCUGAAGAAGGGCGACACCGUGGCCUUGCUGAUGAGCAACGAACCAGACUUCAUCCAUGUGUGGUUUGGACUUGCCAAGCUGGGCUGCGUGGUGGCUUUCCUCAACUUUAAUGUCCGCGCCAAAUCUCUCCUGCACUGUGUCAGUAGCUGUGACCCCAAGAUGCUGGUUGUGGGAGCAGAUCUGCUUGGGUCUCUGGAAGAAAUUCUUCCAAACCUCCAGAAAGACAUAAGUGUUUGGACAAUGACCAAAGAAUGCACUUUUCCAAGUGUCCAUACCCUUUUAGACAAAAUAGAGGAUGCGUCUGAAGACCCUGUUCCGGUUAGUCAACGCUCCGCCAACAACCUCAAAUCGCCUGUUUUAUAUAUAUUUACUUCAGGAACAACAGGUCUUCCAAAGGCUGCAGUCAUCAGUCACAUGCAAGUUCUUAAAGGAGCUGCUGGACUAUGGGCUUUUGGUGCUACUGCAGCAGACAUCAUUUAUAUUACUUUGCCUCUUUAUCACAGUGCAGCAUCUCUUCUUGGCAUUGGUGGAUGCAUUGAAUUGGGUGCAACCUGUGUAUUAAAAAAGAAGUUCUCAGCUAGUCAGUUUUGGAGUGACUGCAAAAAGUACAACGUGACUGUCAUCCAGUACAUUGGAGAACUUUGCCGUUACCUUUGCAACCAGCCAGUGAAAGAAGGAGAAAAAAAUCACAAAGUCCGACUAGCAGUUGGAAAUGGAGUAAGAAAUGAUGUAUGGAGAGAAUUUUUAGACAGGUUUGGUGCUAUUAAGAUCUGUGAGUUUUAUGGGGCUACAGAAGGAAACAUUUGUUUCAUGAACCACACAGGAAAAAUUGGAUCUGUUGGACGCACCAAUUUCUUUUAUAAGCUUUUUUUCCCUUUUGAUUUAAUCAAGUAUGAUUUCCUAAAAGAUGGACCAAUUAGAAAUAAUCAUGGUUGGUGUGAGAAAGUUAAGAAAGGUGAGGCUGGUCUUCUCAUUUCCAAAGUCAAUGCAAAAAACCCCUUCUUCGGUUAUGCUGGCAAUAAGCGACACACAGAAAAGAAAUUACUCCGUGAGGUAUUUAAGAAGGGAGAUAUUUAUUUUAAUACGGGAGAUCUAAUGGUUCAAGACCAUGAGGAUUUUCUUUAUUUUUGGGACAGGAUUGGAGAUACCUUCAGAUGGAAAGGGGAGAAUGUUGCAACUACAGAAGUUUCUGAUGUCAUUGUAAUGUUGGACUUCAUACAAGAAGCAAAUGUGUAUGGUGUACCUGUGCCAGAUCAUGAAGGAAAAGCAGGAAUGGCCUCACUUAUUUUAAAGCAGAAUGCAUCAUUAGACUUGGAGCAAAUGUAUAAGCAAGUAGUGACCUAUCUACCAAGCUAUGCUUGUCCUCUUUUUUUAAGAGUCCAGGAAAACAUGGAAGUGACUGGAACAUUCAAACAACAAAAAUUUCGACUGGUGGAUGAAGGUUUUAAUCCAUCUACCAUUACUGAUCCUCUUUAUUUUUUAGACAAUUCUAAGAAAGCAUAUGUCUCGUUAACCAAAGAAGUACAUGAGAUGAUCUUAUCUGGGAAAAUGAAACUUUAAUUAACCUAAUAAUUGGCUGUUAAGGGACAGUCUAGACAAGCUACUGUAGCAUUAAUUACCAGUAUUAUACAUAGUUAUCCAGAUUAAUAUUUUAUAUACUUGAUAGUUACAUUCAUGUAUGUCUUGUAUCUUUCUUCAUUUGGUCAUUAUUGUUGACUAAUCAUUUUUUACCUCCUGACACCAAUUUUUAAGUAAAUGACCUGUAAAAAAUGAAUGAAAUUUAUUUUAUCUUAAUUUCAGAAUAAAGAUGCUGAAUCUGAUAGUUUUUCUUAGUACUAAAUAAACAUAUGUGGUAUGAAGCAUAGAAGAAAAGAUUCAUCA
Messenger RNA from Dryobates pubescens (Downy woodpecker), 2473 nucleotides. RefSeq names its product solute carrier family 27 member 6 (gene SLC27A6). The transcript is spliced from 10 exons. Bases 257 to 2152 code for a protein of 631 amino acids. Gene Ontology annotation, molecular function: long-chain fatty acid transmembrane transporter activity; long-chain fatty acid-CoA ligase activity. The record is from RefSeq and is a predicted model, not a curated record. Lineage: Eukaryota; Metazoa; Chordata; Aves; Piciformes; Picidae.